This is a messenger RNA of Paramecium tetraurelia, 504 nucleotides long. RefSeq lists its product as uncharacterized. NCBI's taxonomy places the organism in Eukaryota, Ciliophora, Oligohymenophorea, Peniculida, Parameciidae. The transcript has a single exon. The record is from RefSeq and is a predicted model, not a curated record.
AUGGAGAAUCUGUAAAAUAGUCCUAUAGCCCGAUAUUAAUUGUUUGUCAAGCGAUCAUUAACAAGAUAAGUCAACAAUCAGAAAGUGCUACCUGUUUUUGGAUAUAAAGUUAACAUAAAAUCACCUCGAUUGCAGCAUAAUCAUAUAUGUUUACAACUCUCUCCAAAUCCUAAUCAAUCGACCUAAUCUCAUUCCAUUAAUCACGAAUUAACUACUGUGAGAAAUCUUCCGAAAAAAGAUUCUUCAUAUCAAUAUUACAUUAAUCAAAUAAGGAGGAGGAAAAGUUUAAAGAAAUUUAACUUUGAAAACUCAGAAACGAAUACCAAUCUAUUUAAAAAAUAGUCAUAACCUUAUCAAACAAAAUACAACAUUGUACUACCUCAAUUAUAUACUCCUAUGAAAAUUAAAAAAUAGUUUCUGCCUAAAAAUAUUUUUACAGAACCAUCACUAUAAGAAGAACUACAACCAUGGGAAUCUAGUCAUAAAUCUAUUCCAUAUUUUUGA